AUCUUGGUCGGCUCAAUGCCCAGGAGGAAGGGCAUGGAGAGGAAAGACUUACUCAAAGACAAUGUGGCCAUCUUCAAGAGCCAGGGAGCCGCCCUGGAGAAGUAUGCCAAGAAGACUGUGAAGGUGCUGGUUGUAGGAAACACCAACUGUCUGAUUGCAACCAAGUCUGCUCCCUCAAUCCCCAAAGAGAACUUCUCCUGUCUCACCCGUCUGGACCACAACAGGGCUCGCUCUCAGGUGCUGGCGAUUCGCUGUGGCGUUCCUGCUACCAAUGUCAAGAACAUAAUAAUCUGGGGCAACAACUCGUCCACCCAGUACCCAGAUGUGCACCACUGCUUGGUCAACAUAUCCGGUAGUGAGCUCGCCUGCUUCGAUGCCGUCAAGGAUGAUGCCUGGCUCAAAGGAGAUUUCAUAGCUACAGUGAAGCAGAGAGGCGCUGCAGUCAUCAAGGCCAGGAAGCUGUCCAGUGCCAUGUCUGCCGCCAAGGCCAUCUGUGACCACAUGAGAGACAUCUGGUCAGGCACCCCCCAGGACGAGUUCACCUCUAUGGGCGUGUACUCCUCUGGAAACUCAUAUGGAGUCCCAGCAGACCUCAUCUAUUCAUUCCCGAUCCAGAUCAAGGACAAGAACUGGACGAUUGUGGACGGCUUGGCCAUCAAUGAUUUUUCCCGAUCGAGGAUGGACGCCACAGCAGCAGAGCUGAUCGAGGAGAGAGACAUGGUGGUGUCUUUCCUGGGGUAUGACUAG
Limanda limanda (common dab) is the source of this 747-nucleotide messenger RNA. Its product is annotated as malate dehydrogenase, cytoplasmic-like. NCBI's taxonomy places the organism in Eukaryota, Metazoa, Chordata, Actinopteri, Pleuronectiformes, Pleuronectidae. Gene Ontology annotation, cellular component: mitochondrion; cytosol. Gene Ontology annotation, molecular function: L-malate dehydrogenase (NAD+) activity. Gene Ontology annotation, biological process: malate metabolic process; oxaloacetate metabolic process; tricarboxylic acid cycle. The coding region runs from base 16 to 747 and encodes 243 amino acids. The record is from RefSeq and is a predicted model, not a curated record. The transcript has 6 exons.